AUGGACACAAUCAAGUCUAUGGUGUUUUCCUUGGCUCUGGCUACUGCUGUGGAAGCAGGGACGAUCCUCCAGAGAGCCAGUACAACCCACCCCGACUGGUUCAAGACCUCGCCCGACCUCUAUGCCGGUGUCAUGGAGAAGGGUGCGGAACCCUACCUGGGGCAGAUCAACCCGGCACCUUUUGGCUCAAAGACUGACAUCCCUAAUGACCCCUUGGAGACUGGAGAGCCGAUCAGUGGUGCGAAAGGUAGAAACAUCUUCCAUCUCAUGGGAGACUUGAGUCCCUACUUCUCUCCAGUGGAAGGCUUUGGCGUCGAUGAGUACCCUCUGCCCAAAGGAGCCAACAUCACGCAGAUGCAUCUGCUUCAGCGCCAUGGCUCUAGAUACCCUUCGGCCACGGAAGCCCAGGGUACAUGGGGGGAGAAGAUUACCAACGCCACCAAAGCAGGAACAGUCUUCACGGGCGAGCUCGCUUUCCUAAACGACUGGUCUUACCAAUUGGGUAAGGAACUUCUCGUUCCCACGGGUCGACAGGAGUUGUUCGAUAGUGGAGUCUUGAACUACUACAACUAUGGUCAUCUAUAUAACAACAACACUGCUUCUCACAAGCUCGUGGUUCGCACGACCUUGAUGGCGCGCAUGAUGCAAAGCGCGGAGAACUUCCUCGCUGGCUUUUUCGGUCUGAACUGGAAAGACUAUGCCAACCUCUUGGCCACUAUUGAUCCCGCUACAACCGGGGUCUCCAACUGUACCAACGAGUUUACUACUAUUGAGGAGGUCAUCGAAGAGCCCGUCGGAAUCUGGAUGGCAACCUACCUGAAGGAGAGAACUGCUCAGCUGAAGAAACUCUCUAGAAGCUACAACUGGACCCUCACGGAUACAUACCAUGCCCAGACUCUCUGUCCCUAUGAGACUAUUGGUCUUGGCUACAGCAACUUCUGCAGCCUGUUCACUUUUGAGGACUGGGAGCACUAUGAGUAUCUCCAAGACAUCGAGUUCGCCGGUUAUUCUGGCUUCCUGAGCCCCACUGGCCGAGCCCAGGACACGAACCCGGUCACUUUCCCUCUGGACCAGAACUUGUACCUCGAGUUCACCCACGACGCGAACCUCAUCUCCGUCAUUACCGCGUUUGGCCUGACGCAAUUUUCCGGUUUCCUGCCUGUCACCGGUCCCCCCGCCAAUCAGAAGUUCCAUACCAGCCGACUGGUGCCUUUCGCUGGCCGACUGAAUAUCGAGAUCAUCAAAGCGCCGCACAAGGUUUCCACCAGGCGCUCGUCGAAGGCUACCAAGGCCGAUUAUAUCUCCGGUACGGGUGAGACGCAGUAUGUGCACUUUAUCCAGAACCAGCGCACUGUCCCGCUGCAUGCUAGCUUCGACGCUUGUGAGUAUCGUGAGGAUGGCUGGUGUGAGUUGUCCACCUUCUUGAAGGUGCAAAAGACCAUGCUUGUUAAGGCUGAGUACCAACAUGCCUGCUACGGGAACUGGACCUACGGUGGCUGGGGCACAGUACUGAACGGUGUUCCCGCUUCUUAG
This is a messenger RNA of Penicillium maclennaniae, 1533 nucleotides long. RefSeq names its product histidine phosphatase family protein. NCBI's taxonomy places the organism in Eukaryota, Fungi, Ascomycota, Eurotiomycetes, Eurotiales, Aspergillaceae. The coding region runs from base 1 to 1533 and encodes 510 amino acids. Gene Ontology annotation, molecular function: acid phosphatase activity. The record is from RefSeq and is a predicted model, not a curated record. The transcript has 4 exons.